Symbiodinium natans is the source of this 2352-nucleotide messenger RNA. The record is from the annotation of a GenBank genome assembly. Lineage: Eukaryota; Dinophyceae; Suessiales; Symbiodiniaceae.
AUGUCGACGGACCUCGGCGUAGCCGGUGUGGUUGUCCCACCCGAUUGUGUCGCCACCCAAUUGUCCCACCCGAUUGUCCCACCCAUUGUCCCACCCAGCGUCCCACCCGUCGACACGCGCGUUCGCCCUGGAGCGAAGUAUGAGGCGCAGAUCGCAGCCUUGAAGCAGAAGCGGUCGCGGGGCAUCCUGGAGCGCCGACACAUCACCGCGGAGGCCGACCGCGUCAUCGCCAGCAACCAGGCUUCCAGCGAGAUGGUGGCGGGCGAGGUGCGGCAGGGGACCGCCACGCUGGAGAAGCGCUUCGACCGCUUGGAGGCCAUGGUCUCCUCGGGCGCGUCGAGCUCCUCCGGCCGCGACGACCUGCUGCAGCGCCUCGCGGGCAAGCCCGGCAGCUCCAAGGAGACCCAGGCCGUGAUCGACGCCAACAAGGAGCUAAAGAAGCGCCAGCUCAAGGAGGAGCGCGAGGAGGAGAAGAAGGCCGAGAAGCGCCGCAAGGCCAUGGAGCCCUUCGAGAUCCCGCUGGAGGAGGGCGACUCCCGCCAGGACGGCGUCGUCGUCCGUGCCGGAGCGGAGCGGCGGUUGUGCGACUACAAGGCCGACGAGCCCUUCGACUUCCACGGUGUGACCUGCCGCCUGGUGGAGAUGGGGAACCACGGCGCGCGGCUCCAGCUGGAGCCCUGCAACGCGACCCAGCUCAAGGCCCUGCAAACCUUGCCGAGGCAUCCCAGGACGGGCAAGAGCCUCUUCGAGCAGCUGCAGGCCGUCACCAAGCACGGCGCCGUGGCGGCGCAGCUCGUGGACGGGAAGGUCAAGGAAGCCGCCAACCAGAAAAACAUCACCGCGGCGCUCCUGGGCCUGCGCUUUCGCGCGCAGUACUUCAACCCGGUCGAGUUCCUCAGGCUGAAGAGGGAGGCGAGACCGGCGGCGACCACGGCGGAGGAGCCCGUGCGGAGCCACGAGGUCGAGCAGGUCGCGGAGCCCGCGUGGAGCCCCCAGGAGCUGGACCAGGAGAGCACGGUCGCCAGCAGCGGCCUUGCGAAACCCGCCGAGCCCGAGGAGCCCCUCGGCGAGCUCCACGAGCUGGACCUGAACGGCGAGAAGCUGCGCUUCACCGUGGUGGGCGUCUUUGGCCGCUCCCCGAUCGGACCCAGGAGGACGCUGAAGCCGCAGACCGGCUCGGAGGCUGGUGGUGCGCUCAAAGCUUGUGACUUUGGUGCACUCAUGCCUUUCUGGGAGGCUGCUUCGAGCACACUUUUGCAUGUCCACGAUUCAAAACCUGUGCUUCUACUGAUCAACAAGACAAAGCAGCAGAUCCAAAACACCACUUUUUGGAGAGCCGAAGUUCCAAGUCUUGCCAAAUACCCUCCGAAAAAUUCCAUGACAUUGGUAACUUUCAACAUGCCAUGCAUUGAAUUGUACCAGCUCUUAGAAGAAAGAAUCACAGAGAUCGUGGGCAGCAACGUGGCCAGUCUCAACCGCUGGAAAAAACGCAGUGGAGGCAUUCUUUGUCAAAAGCAUCCAUCACAUGGUUCACGACAGUUGGAGUUGGUUGCUGUGCCUUACCCUCCUCUGUUUUUGACGAAAACGGACUUGGAGCAGCAGGGCUUUACAAACAGAACGCUUCAGGAACUAGGCUUUCCAGCAAAAUUCUUCAAGGCUCGGGGAUGGAGGGUCCAGGCCGGCGACUUGGAAGACCUUUUCUUCGGUAUAAGAGAGCUGAAGGAGGGUGGCUUCACCGCAGCGGAGCUGAAGGAGGCAGGUUGGCAUGCAUAUACUCUGAAGCAGUUUGGCUUCAACGCAAGGGAGCUGAAGGAGGGUGGCUUCAACGUAAUGGAGCUGAAGGAAGUGUCCUUCUCCGCAAGGGAGCUGAAGCAGGGUGGCGUCAACGCAAGGGAGCUGAAGGAGGUUGGCUUCAAUGCCUGGGAGCUGAAGGAUGCUCUCUUCCCCGCACUGGAGCUGAAGGAGGCUGGCUUCAACGCAAUGGAGCUGAAGGAGGCUGGCGUCACCGCAACGGAGCUGAAGAAGGAGCUUCAGUUUGGCAUUUACUUCAGGAAUCCGCGCGAGCUUGGCUUCAACGCAAGGGAGCUGAGCGAGUUUGGCUUCAAAGCAUGGGAGCUGAAGAGUUUUGGCUUCAACGCAAGGGAGCUGAAGGAGGCUGUCUUCUCCCUAAAGGAGUUUGGUAGGGGUGACUUCAGCGCAAGGGAGCUGAAGGAUGCUGGCUUCACCGCAAGGGAGCUGAAGAAGCAGGUUUUCGUCAGCAUGACCGCAAGGGACCUGCAGACGAUUGGCUUCAACGCAACGGAGCUGAAGGAUGCUGGCUUCAAUGCAACGCAGCUGAUGAGGCUGUUUUGA